ACAAAUAAUGAACUCAUGGACAAAUUACGAGAUGAAUUAAGAAUAUUAAAAAAGGACAAGAAUUUUAUUUAUACUAAUUUCUAUGACAAGUGGAAACAAGUGUUAAAGGAACACGUGCGUUCUGAAAUAGACCAGCAGCUGUUCAAAUUAACAUCACACAAAGAAACAUCUGCUGUUGAUUUGACAUUGCCGGGUCAUCAUUAUUUAGGUCCGGGUAGUAAAUUAGAAGAGAACAAAGAACCUUCAAAUGAAAGAGACCAAAUAGCUUAUUUACAUGACUGGGAAUAUUUCCUGUCAUUACAUAAAGAGGACGUAAGCGAAGCAGAUUACGAGGCAGUAAAUAACUUCGACCGAGGAGAUCAACAACAACAACGAACAGCACCAGAUGGAGAGCAAGAAAGAAGAGAAACGAUCUCCCCUACUUCAACUACAGCAGAAUCAGAAAGAUCAGAGGAAGAUACCGCAUCCUUCAGAGGUUUCGCUUCAACAACCCCAACUCCAUUGCCAGAUUUUCAAGGAUUCAACUCCCAGAACGAGGACGGAUCGCUUCUGUCGGAUGGUUAUCAGCGACUUCUAGAGAUAAUUAACGAGUUAAAUGCCUCUAACGGACAUGAAGCACCACCAGUCUUGCGACCGCAGCGCUUACAUGUUCGAACGAGCAGAGCUGCUGAUCAAUCUCUACCUAAUAUAUCUCUUCAUAUUGACGAUCAACAUCACAUUCAAGACGAUCAUACAGGUGACAUCACCGAUUCUCAAGAUAUUCAAGAAGAACAAGAAAAUAGCAGAUUGGACCAAUUAAGUGGACCUGAAAUACCUGUUCCAUAUAUACACGAUCUAUUAAAUUCUUUCGUAGAUGAGGGUGAAGUGUGUUUCCAUCGUUGUACUCGUAAGAUACAUGUUAUGUGUGCAAUAUGAGCAGUGAAACACCAAAGGGAACGAGACUGCAACCUGUCGGUUAUGCUCCUUCGACAUCAGAUAAUAGCAGCACAGGAAAGAUAGGAGGUAAACGAAGAAGAUGGCAACCCCGAGGAGCUUUGGCGGACGAUCAAUUGACGAGACAAGGAAGUGUGGGAGGUGUUGAUACAGGAGGUACAGGUGAUGUCGCCAUCUUGAGUGCUCCUAUCGAUUCCAAUAAGUGUUACAUGACUUAUCAUAAGACUUGCAAAUUUUAUUCUAAACCUUUUGCUAGACGAGUGUUACAGAUACCUGGAACGGCUAAAUUAGAUAUCUUAACGACAUCUAUGGCAUACUUUCCAAUAAAUUUCUUGUGGAUGUA
Messenger RNA from Cryptotermes secundus, 1276 nucleotides. RefSeq lists its product as uncharacterized. Lineage: Eukaryota; Metazoa; Arthropoda; Insecta; Blattodea; Kalotermitidae. The transcript is spliced from 2 exons. The record is from RefSeq and is a predicted model, not a curated record. The coding region runs from base 16 to 915 and encodes 299 amino acids. Gene Ontology annotation, molecular function: structural molecule activity.